CCUCUGUCCCUGCUGCUCCCCAGCACCCUGGAGGAGGGGGACCCAGGCAUCCCGGCUGGCUGGACUCGCAUACGGAGCAGGAACGGCAUUCUGAAUGGUGUGUGAAAGAGCAAGAUGGAAGGAAACCACCUCCUCCCGUGGCCCAGCCCCGGGCCCAGCCCGGGCCCCCAGCCCCCCGCGGCCCCCCAGAAGCGCGCCCUCGCCUCCUCCAUGAGGGCCGUGAUCCGGCUGCACCGGAGACUCCGGGCCCUGCGGAAGGGCCGCCCGCGCCUGCCGGCCGCCUCCGCGGGCCCGGACGCCCCGCCGGGCCUCAGCCAGGCCCUGCGCCUCAAACGCCAGCUCUCGGGGGAGCGAGGAUGGGCGGGCGGCAUAGGCGGCGGCGGCGGUCUCCUCUACCCCCCGCCCCAGUUCUUCACCUUCGACCCCCCGACGGAGCAGGCCGGCCGACGGCGGAAGAAGCGGCGUAGGUCCCGGGUGGUCCUGUACCCCGAGAACGCCAAGCGGCGCCUCCCGGCCGAGCAGAAGAGCAAGGCCAAGCGCUGCCUGCUCCUGCUCCUGACCAUCGUCUGCUUCCAGAUCCUGAACGCCAUCGAGAACCUGGACGACAACCUCCAGAAGUACGACGUGGACGGGCUGGAGAAGACCCUGAGGCGGGGGGUCUUCGGCCAGGCGGCGGCCGUGGACGCCCUGGUGGAGCUGCUGAGGGACUAUUUGGCCACCCACGUCCACAGCCGGCCCCUGGUCCUCUCCCUCCACGGCCCCAGCGGGGUGGGCAAGAGCCACGUGGGCCGGCUGCUGGCCAGGCACUUCCGGGCCGUCAUGGACCCCGACUUCGUCACCCACUAUUACGUCUUGCACCGCUGCCCGGAGCGGGGGGCCCUGCCGGCCUGCCGGCGGGAGCUGGCCGCCCGCGUCGCCGACGUGGUCGUCCGGGCCGAGGCGGAAGAGAGGGUCCCCCUCUUCAUCCUGGACGAGGUGGAGUUCAUGCCCCCGGACCUGCUGGACGCCCUCUACGCCUACCUCCGGCCGGGCCUCUCCAACGAGUUCCUCAACGCCGUCUACGUCCUGAUCGGCAGCGUCGGGGGCAGCGAGAUCACCCGCUUCGUCCUCCAGAACGGGACCGGGCCCCCUCCGGCCCUGAUCCGGGCCCUCCUGGCGGGCGCCCACCCGCUCUGGGAGGCCGCCCACUUCGUCCCCUUCACCCUGCUGCAGAAGCGGGACGUCGUCGGCUGCUUCGUGGAAGAGAUGGCCGGGGAGGGCUUCUACCCAGACCAGGCCCACGUGGAGAGCUUGGCCGCCCAGCUCAGCUACUACACCCGGGGCGACGCUCAGUACUCCGUCAGCGGCUGCAAGCAGGUGGUCGCCAAGGUCAACCUUCUGUAGCUGGCCCGGUUCGGCGGGGCCGGGGGUCGCCGGACGCCCCGGCGGAGUCUCGCUCCCGGGGGGCCGACGGAGGGGUGGCGGCGGUCGUCUCGGGGCCGGUUUGCCCCGACUCUCCUCCCCCGGAUCCCGGGGGGCAGAUCGAGUCGGCCGGGAAACGGGUGGAUCGCGCGGGGUGGGAGAGGCGCUCAGCCCAUCCCCUGAACUCUCUCCCUAACGGUUCCGCCGGUCGUAUUUAUGGAGCGAUUUACUGCGUGCGGAGCGCUGUGCUGAGCACUCGGGAGAGUAGGGUAUGACGAUAAACGGACACCACGAGGAGCUCACCGGACACACCGCGGCCCAGUGAGAAGCAGUGGCGGGAAGAGCGGGGGGCGUUGGAACGAAUUCCCUGGGCCAAGUCUGAGAUCUGGGCUGUCUGCUUGGUGGAUUUCCCGGGAUUUUCCUCCCUAAAAUCCCAGUGGGAAGAUCUAGGAAACCGGGAAAUGUGGGUUUUUUUGCAGGGGGGAUGAGUUGCUUAUUUCAUCCCCGGAACGCUCCCCUUGACCAGACACACCACGGCCCAGGGAGAAGCAAUGCGUCCUAGUGGAAAGAGCUCAGGUCUGGGGGUCGGAGGACAUGGGUUCUAAU
Messenger RNA from Tachyglossus aculeatus (Australian echidna), 2007 nucleotides. RefSeq names its product torsin family 4 member A (gene TOR4A). Gene Ontology annotation, cellular component: endoplasmic reticulum lumen; nuclear envelope. The record is from RefSeq and is a predicted model, not a curated record. Gene Ontology annotation, molecular function: ATP binding; ATP hydrolysis activity. Lineage: Eukaryota; Metazoa; Chordata; Mammalia; Monotremata; Tachyglossidae. Bases 115 to 1383 code for a protein of 422 amino acids. Gene Ontology annotation, biological process: negative regulation of apoptotic process. The transcript has 2 exons.